GGACAAAAAAAAUAAAUGAAGAACCACUCAGGGGAGAUAGAGUUCAUUUUGCUUGGACUGACAGAUGACUCUUGGCUGCAAAUUGCCAUUUCCUUGUUUCUAUUUUUCAAUUACAUUUUGAGUGUGAUGGGGAACUUAGUCAUCGUCCUCCUUACCCUGUUGGAUCCCCAACUCAAGACUCCCAUGUAUUUCUUCCUCAGAAAUUUUUCCUUCUUAGAAAUUUUGUUCACCACAGUCAGCAUCCCAAGGUUCCUAAUAAGCAUGCUCACUGGAAACAAAACAACAUCCUAUAAUUGUUGUGCAACUCAAUUAUUCUUUCAUAUUCUAUUAGGAGCUACAGAGUUUUACCUCCUGGCUGCCAUGUCCUAUGACCGCUAUGUGGCCAUCUGCAAACCCCUGCAUUACCCAGUCAUCAUGAACAGCAGGGUGUGCUACCAACUUGUGCUCAGCUCCUGGCUAACUGGAUUCUUAGUCAUCUUCCCCCCUUUGCUCUUGGGACUCAGGCUGGAGUUCUGUGCUUCCAAAGCAAUAGAUCACUUCCUUUGUGAUGCAUCUCCUCUCCUGCAGAUCUCUUGCACAGACACACGCUUCAUAGAGUGGAUGGCUUUUCUCUUAGCUGUGAUAACACUUGCCAUCACGUUGUUCUUAGUGAUCCUCUCCUACGCUUUCAUCAUCAAAACCAUCCUAAAAUUCCCUUCUGCUCAGCAGCGAACUAAGGCCUUUUCCACCUGCUCCUCACACAUGGUUGUUGUCUCUAUCACUUAUGGGAGCUGCAUCUUCAUGUACAUGAAAACAUCAGCAAGGGACAGGGUGAGUCUCACCAAAGGUGUGGCUGUGCUCAACACUUCUGUGGCCCCUGUUCUAAACCCGUUCAUCUACACCCUCAGGAACCAGCAGGUGAAGGAAGCUUUCAGACAUAUGCUUCAGAGAUUGUGUUCUCCAAACAAUGUAACAAGAUUUGGACAUAAAUAA
Messenger RNA from Jaculus jaculus (lesser Egyptian jerboa), 972 nucleotides. Its product is annotated as olfactory receptor 6C6-like. Gene Ontology annotation, cellular component: membrane. Gene Ontology annotation, biological process: G protein-coupled receptor signaling pathway. Gene Ontology annotation, molecular function: G protein-coupled receptor activity; olfactory receptor activity. NCBI's taxonomy places the organism in Eukaryota, Metazoa, Chordata, Mammalia, Rodentia, Dipodidae. The record is from RefSeq and is a predicted model, not a curated record. The coding region runs from base 16 to 972 and encodes 318 amino acids. The transcript has a single exon.